This is a messenger RNA of Candidula unifasciata, 273 nucleotides long. The record is from the annotation of a GenBank genome assembly. NCBI's taxonomy places the organism in Eukaryota, Metazoa, Mollusca, Gastropoda, Stylommatophora, Geomitridae.
CUGAGGGCUGAGGACAUGGUGGGACAGGUGAACGAUGUUUGGGGAUUAGGAUGUCUCUUGUAUGAAAUAGUUACCGGAAAACCAGUCUGGCAUGAGCAUCGACAUCUUCUUGAUGAGGAUUUGCAUGUGUUGCUGGGGAAAGACCCAAUACCUGCAAUGCCCAGUACUUAUUCAGAACUUCUGCCUCUGUUUGGCACAUGCUGGGAGACUGAUUGGACCAAACGUAAAACAGUGGCAGAUCUGGAGCUACUUUUGGCUGAAGUCUAUGUGUGA